Molecule: messenger RNA, 3264 nt
Organism: Vespa velutina
Lineage: Eukaryota; Metazoa; Arthropoda; Insecta; Hymenoptera; Vespidae
Gene: TyrRS-m
Product: tyrosine--tRNA ligase, mitochondrial
Exons: 3
Coding region: 1736-3166 (476 amino acids)
Biological process (GO): tyrosyl-tRNA aminoacylation
Cellular component (GO): mitochondrion; cytosol
Molecular function (GO): RNA binding; tyrosine-tRNA ligase activity; ATP binding
Source: RefSeq, a predicted model, not a curated record
AAAGCUAGGGAAUGUGUUUGCACAUCUUUUAAAAAGAUACUCACUAAAAUUUCAGAUAUUUUGGAUGCGCAGUUGUUUGACAAUCAUUUGAAUGAAUCGAUGUGAAUGUUUUGUGAAAAUUGAAAAAAUCGAGUAUCGAGCUGUCAUUAAAUAUUUGUUUUUUAAAAGCAAUACACCUACGAAAAUCAAAGACAAGUUGGACGUUAUAUAUGGAUUGAACUUUACAUCAUUAUUUACCACUGUGAAAUUUUGUGUAGCUGAAUUUAAACGUGGUUGUAACAGUUUACAAGACGAUGGACCUUUGGGACAUCCAAAAACUUCAACCAUUGACGAUAACAUCACUCAAGUUUACCAAAUGGUGCUAAACAAUUGUCGAAUUAAAAUCAAAGGGAUAGCAGAGACUAUGAAUAUGUCCAAAGAAUGUGUUUGUUAGAUAUUGAAUCAAGAUUUAGGCAUAAGAAAGCUGUGUUGGAUGCCGCGUUUGCUUACGUUAGAUCAAAAAGCGUUUUUGAAUAAACAUAUUCAACGUUCUGUUGAUUCAGUUUAGGCGUAAUAAAUCAGAAUUUUGACGUCAAUUAAUUACUGUAGAUGAUACUUGGAUACACCAUUAUAACCGAGAAAUAGAAAUACAAUCAAAACAAUGGAUUGCGAAGGGAGAAUCGGUUUCAAAAGAAGAAAAAACUGUUUUUUUCGGCUGAGAAAAUGAUGGCGACUGUUUUUUUGGGAUAGUCACAUGGAGUUAUCUUAAUAGAUUAGUUUCAAAAAGAUAAUAAUCAUUAUAGGAUCAUAUUACGUAUCAUUACUUGACAAGCUGAAGGUAAAAAUUACGGAAAAAUGGCCAUAUUUUUGAAGAAAAAAAAAUUGUCUUUCACCAAGAGUAUGUGUUGUUUCACAUCUUAGCAUUUGCCAUAGCAACAAAUCCACGAAUUACAGUUUGAAUUGUUUCACCAUUCUCCUUGCUCAUCAGAUCUAGUCCGCAAGUUUUUUUGUUGCCUAAAGUAAAAGCUGCGCUCAAAGGACAGAGAUUUUUGUUAAAUGAAAGAAGCCAUCACCUUCGUAAAUAAUUAUUUUGCAGAGAAAGACGCCAAGUACUAUUUGAACGGGUUAAAGAGAUGAGAGCGUCGUUGGGAAAAGUGUAUAGACUUACAAGGAGAGUAUGUAAAAAAAUAAAAAUAAAUUUAUAUAUAAAAAGAAAAAAAAAUGUCUUGUAUCUUCGUUAAGUCAGAAACUUUUCAAAUCACCCGCGUAUAUUAAAAAUAACAUUUAGAUCGGCAUCAUUAGCGUACAAAUUCUUAUUGGUAGUUGGUUAUUUUGUAUCGUAUAUUGACCAAUGAGAAAGAAUUACAUCCUAUGAGCAACCAAUAGUAUCAUUUUAUAACCCGUACAGCACGAAAUAUUUUCAUUAUUAGGUACGGAAUUAUUCUAAAAAAGAUUAAAACAAAAUUUCGAUUUGUACAUUUUAUUAAUAAUAAGAUUAAAAUUGUAACGAGUAAAAAAAGAAAUUAUUAUUUAUGAAAAUUGAACAAACGAGUUCGUCCUCUUAUGAAAUUUAUAAUCAAUGCUACUCCUAACCUCUUUCGAGGCAAAACGAAUGUAAGGUGGAAUCGUCGUACAUCCUUCAAUUUAUUUGUGAAAAAAUUUUUGAAGUGAAAAUCUUCUUUUAUAAAAGAAAAUUAAUUUAAUUAAUAUUUAAUUAAAUGAUACGGAGCAUAGGUCUCAAUUAAAAACUAUUAUAAUGCAUAUAAAACGUUUAUUGAGCGUUCGAACGUUUUUUCAAGUUUAUCACAGAAAGCGUAGUUCUAAUAAAAAUUAUAUACAUAAAGAAGGAGAGAAAAACAAGAUAGAUAAAAAUGUAUUAAAACUCAAAGAAAGGGGUAUGUACGAGGAUAUUUUUCCGAAUAAUUGUAACCAAGAAAUAACAGAUUUAUUAACUACAUCUCCACAAUGUGUUUACGCUGGAUUCGAUCCAACAGCCAACAGUUUACAUAUAGGAAAUUUGUUAAUAUUGAUGAAUCUUUUACAUUGGCAAAGAGCUGGACAUCAAGUAAUAGCUGUAUUAGGUGGAGGAACUGGUUUAAUAGGUGAUCCUAGUCAUAGAAAAUCUGAAAGAAUUGAAAUGGAAGAACUUCUCUUAAAAACCAACUUGGAAUCCAUUAAAGAAGACAUAGAAAAUAUAUUUAAUAAUCAUAAACAGUAUUUUUGGUCCGAUAAUACCAAAUUAUUGAAGCCAUUGAUCAUCUUAAAUAAUAUCAAUUGGUAUACGAAUAUUAAUAUCAUUCAGUUUGUAAGAAAAGUUGGAAAGUACUUUAGAUUGGGUACUAUGUUAGGACGGACAUCCGUUCAAUCACGUUUAAAUUCAGAAACAGGAAUGAGUUUUACAGAAUUUACUUAUCAAGUUUUUCAAGCAUACGAUUGGUUUCACUUAGCAAAUAAAUAUAAUUGUCUAUUUCAAAUUGGUGGAAGCGAUCAAAUGGGUAAUAUUAUGUCCGGAUACGAUUUAAUCACAAAAGCCACAAAUAAGACAGUUUAUGGUUUAACAUUGCCGCUUAUAACGGCAGAAGGUGGUAAAAAAUUUGGAAAAUCUACUGGCAAUGCGGUUUGGUUAUCUCCAUCAAAGUCCUCCAGUUUUCAGCUUUAUCAAUUCUUCAUUAGAACCAAAGACAAAGAUGUUGAAAAUCUAUUAAAACUCUUUACCUUUCUACCGCUCUAUAAAAUAGACGACAUUGUACAAGAGCAUUUGAAACAGCCAGAAGAUAGAUUUGCCCAAAAAAUUUUAGCUGAAGAAGUUACACUUCUUGUUCACGGAGAACUCGGCUUAAAGGCAGCCAAAGAAGCUUCAAUGGUGUUAUAUAAUAAGUCAAUCGAUACUUUAGUUAAGAUGAGUGCCGAUGAGAUAGCCAAUGUAUUUGAAGGAGCAACCGUUGUAGAUAUAUUAGGGGAACAAGGCUUGACGAUAUACGAAUUAGCAACACAAGUUAAAUGUUUCAAAAGUGAUCACGAUGCACGUAGAAUUAUAUCAGCAGGCGGUUUUUAUGUAAAUUAUGCAAAAGUUACAAACUUGAAUGAAGUUGUAGUUCCUGGUAUUCAUAUAUUAUCGAACAAUGUGACCCUAUUGAGGGUCGGUAAAAAAUCCUAUCACAUAGUACGAUGGGUCAAUACAUUAUAAUUGAUUUUUAAGUUUGUAUAGUUUUUUUCUUUUGUUUUUUUUUUUCUUCGAAUAAGGAUAUAUAUAUAUAUAUAUAUAUAUAUAUAUAUAUAUAUAAC